Molecule: messenger RNA, 4168 nt
Organism: Mytilus trossulus (common blue mussel)
Lineage: Eukaryota; Metazoa; Mollusca; Bivalvia; Mytilida; Mytilidae
Product: cytochrome P450 3A4-like
Exons: 15
Coding region: 354-1862 (502 amino acids)
Molecular function (GO): oxidoreductase activity, acting on paired donors, with incorporation or reduction of molecular oxygen; monooxygenase activity; iron ion binding
Source: RefSeq, a predicted model, not a curated record
UUUUGCAUUUGACGGAAAAUUAUUUCGAAGUUUGUAAACUUCAGCAUUCAGAAAGGUCUUAUUGACAAAAGGAAUACAGAUCACCUCUUACAUACGAACUAAAUGUUUCGCGGAAUGUGAUCCAGAGAAAUGAACUAUGGACAGUGAGAGUACCUCAGCACUAUUAAUUAAACUCAAUAAAAGUGUGAAUUACAUGUAAAAAAACAAGAGUUUUGGGCAUUAAAACCAAAGAUAUUCAGGAAGGACUUUUAUUGUUUCUGAACAUAGUUUAUCUCUGAAAAAAGCUGUGCAGUUUGAUCUGGUGAAGAACGGAUUUUGAUGUGACCACGCAGUACCAACAACAUAUUUUAUUAAUGGAAAUCCUUGCAAUUACUGCUAUUGUUUUACUGUUUAUAUAUCUAUAUAGGAAAAUGCGCAAGACUUAUAGUGUAUUUGAGACACUAAGAAUUCCCGGACCAAAACCAGUAUGGAUUCUGGGAAAUAUUCAUGAGUUUAAAGACGAGGACAAACUUUCAAUGUUUAAAAUCUGGAGAAAGCAAUACGGUGAUGUUUACGGGUUCUACGAAGGAUUCAAACCUAGUGUUGUUGUCUGCGAUCCGGAAUUGUCAAGACUAAUUCUGGUGAAACACUUUGAAAAGUUUCAUAUAAGACCAAUAUAUAAUCCCUUCCUAUAUUAUCCCGAUGAAUACAGUUUAUUAAAUGAACACGGAACUAGAUGGAAAACACAGAGGAAAGCAGUAGUUGCUGCAUUUAAUUCAUUGCCAAUAAAUAGUGUCUCAGAACGAUUGUGCGAGACAACAGCUGAAUUUACAGAUAUAUUGUCUGAUGCUGCAUUCCAGUUUACAGACGGAUUUGACAUUGGAAGAAUCGUUGACCGGUACACCCUUGACGCUUUUGCAAAUGCAGCAUUUGAUUACAAGGUUAAUAGCAUGAAAGAUGAAAAUGCUACAUUGUAUCAGUUUAUGAAAGUGUUUAACGAGUCAUCCUCGGCAGAUAAUCCAGUGGCAGGACUUGCAAGAGUUUAUGAUUCAUUAGUACCAUUUCUACAGCUAUUUGAUACAAAGCAUAAGAGAACACAUAUACAACAUAUUCACGAACUAAGAGAGUUAAUCGAGAAAAGACAAGAACAGGGUCAACAACCGGUCAUUGAUAAUGUGAUAGACUAUCUACUCUUCACUAAGAUAACAGAUACCAAUAAUAACAACCAACAGCGACAUCUUACGGUGGAAGAAAUCGUCGCUCAUUUAAAUAGUAUAACUGGUGGGGGAUUUGGAACAACGAAUGCCGCUCUGUCGUUUGUACUUCAUCAAUUAACAGUGAAUCCAGAUGUUCAAGACAAAUUAUUUCAAGAGAUAAAACACAACUGUGGUUUAUUUGAUAACCCAGAUGUAGACAGUAUUCAUAAAAUGAAAUAUUUAGACAAUGUGAUAAACGAAACACUGAGAAUAUUGCCUUGUGCACCAGGGGUGGCAAGGACGUGCACGGAAGAUUGUACAAUCAAUGGAGUGGAAUUCCGAAAGGGGAUGGUAUUACGAAUAAUGUUAUGUCCGUUGUAUGCUGACGAGACUAUUUAUCCUGAGCCAGAACAGUUUAAACCAGAGAGAUUCGAUGACGACCAAAAGAAUUUGCGUCAUCCGAACAGCUUCCUACCGUUCGGACAAGGACCACGGAUAUGUCCUGGCUACAGAAUAGCUUUAACUCUGAUGAAAAUUGCUAUCAUUUUUAUAAUUAGGCAGUUUGUAUUGAAACCAUGUGAAAAAACUAAGGACCCGUUACCAACAGCAUUGCGACCAAUGCUUGUUCCAAGAGAUGGUGUAUAUGUCAAAUUGCAACUCCGAAACAAUAAUAUGUUGUCAACUUGAAUAGAACUAUGAAAUGUGAUGAAAAAAACAACCAAUAUAAUUGUUCAAUCCCUUUGAACCUAGUCUCAGUAAACUAUCGCACUGUGUUUACCUCAUUGUACACCCGAUGAUCAACACAAACUGAACAACAAAACAAACAACUGUUAACCUAAUAAGGUAAAAACAAUAAGAUCUGUGUUAAAUGAAAUUAGAACGACAAUUCUACUACAGUUUCGAAAGUAGUUCAAGUUAAUUACUAAAAAGUGUAUGAAACUGCCGAAUUAAUGUGAGGCAUAUUCAUUAUAUUUUAACUGUGCAGUUGUUUUAAUGUGAUUACCAACAUACUUUUUGAGAUUAUUCAUAAAUCAUUCAAUGUUUUCAUGCAUGGCCUAACCAAUCCAUUUUACAUAGUGCCUAAUCUGUAUAUCAUAUAAAAUCAGAUUUUCAUGAUAACCAAUAAAAUACUCUUUUAAUGUAAAACACAUUAUAUGAUUUAAUAUGUAUUCAUGAAUAUUCUAGUGUAAAGUAUGAAGUCAUCUCAAGGUUUUUCUCGCUUUUUUCAUGAUUAAGAACAAAAUCACGAAAACGUUUCAUCGCAUAAAUCCAAUCUUACAGGAGGACAAAAUUUAAAAACAAUUAAAACGCGAAUAAAUUUUGCUACUUUUCAACCCUAAAAAUAAACGUUUUUUACUGUAGCAAAUGAAAUUUAGUAAUUACAUAUUAUAUAUUUUUUAAAGAUUUUUAUCAAAGAAAAUGUCCUUGUUACACUUUACUAACUGUCCAUUUAUUUAAAUAUGUUCAAUCGAAGAACUCUAAUAUUCAUAACGAUUAAUUGGCUAGUAAUUAAAUGUGUGCUUUCUCGCCAAUCACGUGGACAUUAUUCCUUCGAUCUGUAUAAUCCGUGUAAAACAGAUCUUGAAGGGCUUUUGAUAUGUAAAUGAAAUCUCCGUAUGAGCCUCCUAUAAUUAGCUGGCGUAUUAAGGAGGACAUUUGGAGCCUGUAUCGGUGCAGAUUAAACUGAGAAUGUGCCUACCCAAUUCCCAAGCCAAGCCGUGACGGGUCUUAUUAUCAGAAAGUUAUCCUUCCCUGAACAUAAUACUAUGCAAUAAAAAUAAAUCAUACUCACCUGAUUCGAUCAGUCCUUAAAGUAUAAAAAAGUGCAAAACAAUAUACAUAAAAUGAAACAAGGUCACACCGGAUGCCCCACAAAUGCCUUGGCAAAAUACGCUUAAAUUAAUAACGAGGAAUCGGUAGGGACAAAAUACAUAUCAAAAUUGACACUUCCCAUCAAUAAGUAAAUUUUGAAACUUCCGCGUAGAUCGAUUGACAACCACCGACUUUCAUAAACGACGUUUAUAUCAGAUGAAUUAAAAUCUUCUCUAAAUAUCACUUUAAGUCCAAUACUAGAAGCUUAUAUAUUUUUUAUGUACUUUAAAAAUUGUAGGUUAUGAGAGUUCAGAAAAAAGUAAAUUGAAAAAAAGCACAAACAUCAUCAAGUAUAAUUUGUACUACCUGGAUUAAUAUUUGUAUAUCUAUUAUCCUAAUCAUGUAGUAUGGUAGGAGUUUGAUUGGCAAUUGAUAUACAUUUCUCUAGAUUUUACAUGUACACGAGAAGAAGGGUAUUGCUCGUGUUUGUACGUUGGUGUAUAUUUAAAAUGUUUUAUCCUCUGUAACCUUUUUACAAUUAUGCUAUAUUUUAUAUUUUUUAUAAAGGAAUGACUGUAAUAUUUUUUCUGUCUAUGAAGAAAUAACAUAAAAAAAUGGGCUGUACACCAAAAAACGCUCGAAAUGGGUUAUUAAAAUUAUGCACCACAUUUGUUUAUGUUAUUUCGAAUAGAUGGACAAAAUAUUACAGUUAUUUCUUAAAAUUGUAUUCUAAAUUUCAUUUUAAACCACCAUAAAUCAUGACAAAACGUUGAUGACGUCAUGGUCACAAGACAAAAUUGUGUCUAUGAUAUAAUAAACAAAACGACGUCAGCCAAUCAAAAGAUGCCUUGUAUCCACAAUUAAAUUAUAGUAAUAUAUACUCUGAUAUAACUUUCAUCUGGGAAAAAUAAAUGACGAUAUUAUAGAAACUCUGUAAAAUUUGUGCAUGUCAAUUGUUUUUGUAAUAGAAAAUAUUUGAUCUAAGAUUAUUUAAAAUAAUGGUAUUUGUUUUCUUAUUGCUAAUAUUUCUUAGCUAGUUUUGUGGUUAUUUUUUGUUAUGUUUUUCUUCAUGUUUUCGCCAUAACAUAUGUUGAUGAAAUACAUGUACAUUUAGAUUUUGAAGAGCCGAGAGGAAGGGCAGAUUUGUUAUGUUAUGUUUAUAACAUUUAAUUGUUGUUUAU